ACCGGAACGGAUCAAUUUUUAUCUACCGAGUUGAUAAUGUAAAUUGGCCACCGUAACCAAAUUCUAUAGCUGACAUUUCGAGCGUUACCCGUUCGUCCUUCGCUUUGAGAAGACAAACACUUAGAAUUUGAGCUUUAGAAACUCUUUACAGUGGCCAAUUUGCAUUUCAUUAACGCAGUUGAUAAAACCAACUCGUCUUUUUAUACCCCCUACGACGCAGACCACAGUUUCUUUAGAAACUUAUCCCCUUUAAUCUUAUCCAGUGACUUCUCACUUCCUUAACGAUCGCGUGUACGUCAAGUGUUAAGUCUUAAUAAAACCAGACACUGAUCCCUCUAAUCUGCGAUUUUCCCUUGUCAAACAAACUUCAUAAAAAGAUUUAAUUAUCCUCUGUUUACUUAAUGAAAUCGUUCCAGGCUUCAAUCACUAAUUUACACAAUUCUUUCGUUGCUACAGUAAACUAUGUUAUAGUGGGUACAUUAAUAUUUGGAAGAUGUUAUGAUGGCGACAAGUUCUUCCCGGGAACAGAAGUCAAAAAAUAACGUACGAAAAUGUUACGUGAAAAAUGAGUGUCCCUUUGGAGUAAGUCGGGGCCCUGUGACAACGCAUAAACGUGAUUUUGCGGAGGUCGACAAUCACAGACAGCGAGCGCUGGUGGGAAAAGUGAAAGAUGCCUUUCGGACAAUUUCCUUUCGUUCAGAGCCAACAAUUGGCGAGGACGAUUUGGUUACCAGACGCAAUUCACUAACACCCAUCAGUUUUCGAGUUAACAGCAGAAAUAGUUACGCUUUGGAUGCCAAGAAACGCCAUGAACUUGUUCAGAGUCUCGUACCCAAAUGUUAUGAGCAUCUUCAGAAUUUUCAUCACUAUCGAAACGAUAUGGAAAGAUUGAACUCGGGGUGUAAAGUUUUGUACCUCUCUGCGAAAAACGGAGAUAAAGUUGGAGAGGAGAAAGAAGUUCAAGGAGUUUAUGGUCAAGCUUCGGUGAAAACCGAAUGUUGGCCUCUAAGGCGACGGAACGGCCAUAGUCCAAAUGCAAGAAAUUUAAAAAUGCCUCGUAAACCUACAUCAACGGCGGUAGCUAAGGAGUCCAAAAAGGAUUCUGCACUCUCACCAAGACGCGAUGUUAACGUCUCUAAAACUAAGCAGUCUAACUUGAGUAGCGUGUUGAACUGUUCCGAAGCAAAAUUAAAAGCGAACGAUUCCAAAGGAGGUUCAGGAGAUUAUUCCAAACUGGCUUUUGGCAAUGGAGUAGAGAGAUUGGCGCCUCGUGAAUGUGAGAGCCGUAGAGGGAGCGGUGAAGUGCCUUCUGUUAAGCUUGAGGAAGAUAUCAGCAUUGUUGAAUCGCCAGGUGUUCACCUCAUGCACAGCUCUGACAGUGCAGUUAGCGAUAUUUCACCACAUCCCCCCAUGACAACGCCGGAGCUUGACAUUUCUAGAAGAUCUUCCGUUCGUACUCUGGUUUUCGAAAGUCAAGAUGAACUUGAUGCAAAUAGUGGAAAAAAUCCAUCGUCUGUGCAAAGAACUGCUAACAAAGAUUCGAAGCACAGCCCUCACCUUCUUGCCCCGUUUCAAUCCAGAUUUCCACAUCUGAAAUGUUCCGAGUUGGCGAGUUCUCAAAACCGACAAAAGAGAAAUGUAACCGCUUUGAUUCCACCAUGGCAACAAUAUCGUAUUUUGUGUGACGCAUUUCGGCCUAAUCAACAGCAGAACUCGCGUUCGAACGGGUACAAAAAGCCCAAGUUUGCCACAACCACCGAGCUGGAAUAUUACAUCGAGAUUGUUUCUGAAACGAACGAUAAUUGUGGAUUGUAUUUCUAGAGAAUUUUGGUAAAGUUUUCAAUAAUUGUUCACAGGAACCUGUAUAGUUUAUAGUGUAUGUGAGGACAAAUAGACUUGUGUAAAAAGCGGAGCGAACGAUAUCAACGUAAAUUAUGAUGAGAGGUUUGUUAUCCACA
This is a messenger RNA of Pocillopora damicornis (cauliflower coral), 1958 nucleotides long. RefSeq lists its product as uncharacterized. The record is from RefSeq and is a predicted model, not a curated record. NCBI's taxonomy places the organism in Eukaryota, Metazoa, Cnidaria, Anthozoa, Scleractinia, Pocilloporidae.